Messenger RNA from Vicia faba (fava bean), 2427 nucleotides. The record is from the annotation of a GenBank genome assembly. NCBI's taxonomy places the organism in Eukaryota, Viridiplantae, Streptophyta, Magnoliopsida, Fabales, Fabaceae.
AUGUUGCAAUGGAUGGGAGGAUCAAGGCGGAAAGUUAAUGCUUCGAGGAUGUCUACACAGAAGAGGCAGAAGCAAUAUUUUGAACAAAGGAGGCGUCAGCAACAAAAUGUUCAGAUGAAUGGGUUAGAUAACCAUGCUGAAAGCUCGGGCAUAGAUGGACAAAUCCACAAAGAGCAUCAGUCUCUGGACAUUCGUAAUUUGCUAAACUUAUCAAAAAAUGCACAGGAAUGCAAUUAUGUCGGUCAUAAAGUGAAAGGGAGGGACGAAGGAGACGUCUUUUCUGCGAUGCAAGGCAGUGUCUCAAGAAAUCAGCCAAGAAUAUCCGCCAAAGAGGAGAACACUGUAAAUGCUUGCGGAUUUGAAGAAGAAAAAGCAGGAGCACCUUUAUGCGGCCAGAAUAAAACUUCACCAAAAAAGGUUUUAUCAAGUGCUCCUGAUCACCAGAGUACUGCUUUUGAUGGACCACCAAGCCAUUGGAAGACAGCAACCAAUCCAUACCCAGAGUUAUCUGUCAUUGAUUUGCUUUGUGAUGAUGAGCUUAAUCCCACUGUGGAAAAGUCUCCAACCUGUGAAGAUCAUGUUUCUUUUUCACUUCAAGGUUUGGGUAAAGUUGGAACAGAGACACCUGUUCAUUCGCCGCAACAAAUGGCUAGAAAUCCAUAUAGAAACUCUCCAUUUCUGAAGGAUGGAAGGAAGAAAAAGUUAAAGAAUCUUAGCCACGUGUUGGAUGACAUUGAACUUGAAGUGGAUGCAAUGAUGCAAGAUAUUGGGGUUUCACCAAUCAGUUCAAGCUUCCCAUCAAAAAAGUUAAAUCAAGGUUUAAAAGUUGUUGAAGACCACAGGCAUUUUUAUGACCACAUUGACAAAAAUCGCCCUUCCAUCAGUAAAGAGUUCUUCCACGAGACUGAAAAUAAUGAAAACAACGAAGACACGUGGAAUGCAUGUUCUAUCUUCCUGGACGAGAAGUUUGACGAAGCGAUAGGAUAUGAUACCUCAUAUGAGAAUACUUUUCAAAUGGAUUGUAAAUCUCCUGAACCAUUGAAAAGAGCGGCUUUCAAAAGGGAAUGUUACGGUUUUGAAGACCUCCUUCCGAAGAAAUGGCCUUCAGCAACAGCAAAGAAAGAUUUCAACAUGGGUGAGCCAUUGACUUCAUUUUCCACAGACCAAUUAGAUGAUGAUUUUAACUUCUGUGGUGCUAGUAGGACAAGAUCAUAUGGGAACUUCAAUGCGCAAAAUUUAUUUCCAGAAGAUGUACGAGACAGUUCGAGCUUGUUGAGCGGAGAGUCAAGCUCAGCCACUGCUGUGAGGGGUGAGUACGUCGUGCAUUCACCGUCAAGAUUAGUAACAGGAGAGAACAGAAGAAAACAAAGAAAGGUUUUUGCAAGCCCUAGUCAUAAGGGCAGUACUCACGAAGAGAAGAACAGAAGUCUUCCAAAUCCAUCAAAGCGAAAACCUUCUCACCGCUCAAACUUUAUUCUCGAGGAAGAAAUUGGUGCACAAAACAGCUGGCAGUUUGAGAAAAGAUAUGCUUUUGUUGAUAGGAAUUCUGUUACCACUUCAUUCUAUCAAGAACUAGAGGCAAACCUUUCAGUCUUUGGCUGCAAUACUCGAGCUGAAGAUCCUUUCCCUGUCUUUACUACCCCUGAUUACAGGGCUAGUCCUUCCUGUGGUGGAUUUAAAAAUGACGCAAGCAUGGCCGAUUCUCCUCCUUGCAGUUUCAUCUUGGAAAAGUCUGCAUUUGACAGUCCAACUCCAUUCCCGAGUUUUCAUUCCUGGCCAACCGGACCAAGUUUAUCUUCAAAUUUUCAGUUCAAAGAAAUGCCUCAAGACAAUGGUGGUUUUCAUUGUGAGACUUCAUCUACUGAUAUGUCAGGACAAGGAAGUGCGACCAAAGGGGAAAGACAAAUGAAAUUGAAAAAAGACAGACACAAUUUUUUUGAGCAAGAAGAUAUUUUUAUGGGAGAGAAUGAAAUAUCCUGUGAAAAGAAAAUGGAAGAAGAUGCUCCAACUACCGAUAAUCAUGCGCUAGAAAGUGAAGGCACAGAUAACACUAAUCCUAGGACAACAGAGUGUCAUGAAGCAGCUGUUUCUCCUGUUCACGUGGAGAUGUCCUCGUCACUGAAGAGACCUGACAAACACGGAAGUCCAGAAGAUAACAGAAAGAGCAGUUGUGAUGCUGAAACAGAAACUCCUCUUAAAUGUAAAAUUACAAAUGAAGAAAUGAAAGUUAGUCCGCCUGAAGGAAGAAACAGGGUAAACAGAAAUCAUUUUAACGAUCAAAUUUGCUUGUCUUCGGGUCAGGUGAUGUUUGAAAGCUAUGCCUUUCAUCUGCGUGUUCAGAAGGUAUUGAGGGGACCUUCUACAACAUUCAGAAGGAAUAACACCUCCCUUGGACCUGGUAGGUAUAUAAUUUCUCAUCAGAUUUAG